This is a messenger RNA of Hirsutella rhossiliensis, 1056 nucleotides long. RefSeq lists its product as uncharacterized. The transcript has 4 exons. The record is from RefSeq and is a predicted model, not a curated record. Bases 1 to 1056 code for a protein of 351 amino acids. Gene Ontology annotation, cellular component: membrane. NCBI's taxonomy places the organism in Eukaryota, Fungi, Ascomycota, Sordariomycetes, Hypocreales, Ophiocordycipitaceae.
AUGCUUCUUCCGGCCCUCAAGUCUCUUCGAGACUGCAGCGAUUACGCAUUGACAGUCGAGCCCUUCCUACCCCAGCUCUAUGCGUUGCCGGCGCGCUUGGCCGCCGUCCGGAGCCUCGAUGGCUUGAUGCAGCUCUACGUCGACACCAACCCGCUCAUGUCUGCCAUUGCAGCGUCCAUCUUCCUCGGCGGCGUUUUUCUCGUCGUCUCCGAAGCGAACCGCAACUAUUCCCAGGUCGACCGCAUGUGGAGCUUUCUGCCCAACCUUUACAUUGCCCAUCUAGCGGUCUGGGCGCGUCUCGCCGGACUGCCUCAUAGUCGCAUCGACCUUGUUGCCGCUUGCACCACCCUCUGGAGUUGUCGCUUGACCUUCAACUACUGGCGCAAGGGUGGCUACCAGAAAGGCUCCGAGGACUACAGAUGGGAAAUCGUCAAGAGCAAAGUCCCGGGAUUCAUCUUCUUCCUCCUCAACGUGACAUUCAUCUCAUUCAUCCAAAGCGUGCUGCUCUUUGGCAUCUCUUGCCUCCCCGCUUACGUCAUCCUGCUCUCGACGCGGUUUGAGCCCAAUAUCACGGCGGCCGACGUUGCGUACGGCUCCAUCGAGCUGUUGCUUGUCUUGAGCGAGUGGUUCAGCGACGGACAGCAGUGGACAUAUCAGACCGCAAAGCACCAGUACCAAAAGGACGCAAAGCUGCCCAGGGGCUGGAACCAGGCAGACCUCGAUCGGGGUUUCGUCACCUCGGGCCUGUGGGCCUACAGCAGGCACCCCAACUUUUUCGCAGAACAGGCCAUUUGGUUUGUCUUGUAUCAUUGGAGCUGCUAUGCCAGUAAUUCUCUUUACAACUGGACCUUUAUCGGCUCCGGUAGCUUGAUCCUUCUCUUCCAGGGCUCUACGUGCCUGACGGAACUGAUUACGGCCGGCAAGUAUCCCGAGUACAAAGAUUAUCAGAAGCAGGUUGGCAUGUUCAUGCCAACGUCCUUUGGGGGCUACAAGACAACACCACGCAAGCAAAAGGUCAUCAAAGCGAGCGACCUGGCCAAGCAGAAGCAAAAGUAG